Tetrahymena thermophila SB210 is the source of this 930-nucleotide messenger RNA. Its product is annotated as serine/threonine protein phosphatase 2A. Gene Ontology annotation, molecular function: protein serine/threonine phosphatase activity. Lineage: Eukaryota; Ciliophora; Oligohymenophorea; Hymenostomatida; Tetrahymenidae. Gene Ontology annotation, biological process: peptidyl-serine dephosphorylation; mitotic cell cycle. Gene Ontology annotation, cellular component: cytosol. The transcript is spliced from 7 exons. The record is from RefSeq and is a predicted model, not a curated record.
AUGGAGGAAAUUAACGACAUAGACCACUUUAUUUAAAAACUUAUGAAGUCUGAACUCUUGUGUGAAAGUCAAAUAAAAUUUCUUUGUCUCAAAGCAAAAGAAAUAUUAGAAAAAGAACCAAACGUGAAACAUGUUUAAGCUCCUGUCACUGUAUGUGGAGAUAUUCAUGGGCAAUUUAGUGAUCUAUUAGAAAUUUUUUAAUCUGGAGGAAAAAUUCCUGAAACUAAUUACCUUUUCACAGGAGACUAUGUUGACAGAGGAUAUAGUUCAGUUGAAGCUAUUUCAUUGCUGUUAGCUUUAAAAAUUAGAUAUCCUGAAAGGAUAACAUUGACUAGAGGAAAUCAUGAAAGCAGAUAAGUAACAUAAAUAUAUGGAUUUUAUGACGAAUGCAUAAGAAAAUAUGGAAAUUAAAAUGUUUGGAAUUAUCUUGUUGGCAUAUUUGAUUAUCUUCCACUUUCAGCAGUAAUUGAAAACAAAAUUUUUUGUGUGCAUGGAGGACUGUCUCCUUCAAUAGAGUCUAUUGAUGAAAUAAACUAGCUCAAUAGAUUAUAAGAAAUUCCCGAAGUAGGUCCUCUUUGUGACAUUCUCUGGUCUGAUCCUGACAGUUUUAAUGGUUAUAGACCUUCUAAUAGAGGAGCAGGGUAUUUAUUUGGUGAAGAUUAAUCAAAAAUGUUUAACCAUAGAAAUGGCCUAACUCAAAUUGUUCGUGGACAUUAAUUAGUGAAUGAGGGUUUUGAAGUUGGUCACGACAAAAACGUAAUAACAAUUUUUUCUGCUCCAAAUUAUUGUUACAGAUGUGGUAAUACAGCAGCUAUACUUUAAAUAGAUGAGCACAUGAAAUAAGAAAUAAUUUAGUUCGGUCCAUCACCCUAGCAAGAAGGAAAACAAAUAACUCUUUCACCCUAGAGAGUUCCAGAUUACUUUUUAUGA